Messenger RNA from Canis lupus familiaris (dog), 3006 nucleotides. It is a transcript of the gene DOK2, whose product is annotated as docking protein 2. The transcript is spliced from 7 exons. Bases 1230 to 2468 code for a protein of 412 amino acids. Lineage: Eukaryota; Metazoa; Chordata; Mammalia; Carnivora; Canidae. Gene Ontology annotation, biological process: cell surface receptor protein tyrosine kinase signaling pathway; positive regulation of MAPK cascade. Gene Ontology annotation, cellular component: cytoplasm. The record is from RefSeq and is a predicted model, not a curated record.
GGAAGAGGUGGUGGCGGUGGCGGUAGGGUGAGAUAAAGGGUGUUUAGGACCCCUGGGCUCAGUCUGACUGGGAGGGCCAACCUCCUGGGUCAGAUCAGGUCAGUCUCUUUCCCGCUGAGGCCGAUUCCAAUCUUUUCCGCUAGGAAUUAUCAGUGUUAGAUAAUGCUGGUUUCUGUGUUCCAUUGGAUUUCACUCUUGCUUCCAGUCAAGGCCCCCAGAUUAAAUCUUCUCUGGAUUCUGAGACUGUUGGUCGUUUGAAGUUUAUACCGACUGUGGGCUACCACCUGCAAUGGAAAUGAAGGUGGUAGUGAAUCACUUCCUGUUGUGGACAGAGAGGCCUGGUGCUCAGCAUUCAUUUCAACCUGGGUCCUCCUAGUGCAAUCGUUCUGAUUUGCAGAGGAUCUACACAUUAGUGUUGGAAAGGCACUGCUCUGGCAACCUCCAGGAUGACUCUAAAAGCUCUCUUCUUCUCACUCCAUAAGAAGAUGCUGAUGGCUAAAAGACCAAAUGGCUCCCAGAGAGAGAGGAUGCCAGAAGGAAGAUAGGCAAUGGAAGAGGGAGAGAGUCCCAAGCAGACUCCCGCUGAGUGUGCGGCCAGAUGACUGAUCACAGGGCUCCAUCUCAAGACCUUGAGAUCAUGACUUGAGCUGAAAUCAAGAGUGGGACCCUUCACUGAUGGAGCCACCCAGGUGCCCCCAGUCCGUUCAUUUUUACAUUUGGGACUUAGGCCGGUUGAUUUUUAAGUUCCCUUCCUGUGUCAUGCUGAGCAUGCAGCUGGAGUGUGAGGAUAUUUUGCUAUUGGUUUUACUGUUAAAUUUCGUCCUGGGUCUCCUUGUUGCUAUAGGUCAGCCCUUCCUCGUUCAUUCCUCGUUCCUCGGUCAGCCCUUCCUUGGCCAGCUUCUGCACCUGCGCUGUUGUUAGGUGAAAAACUGAAAAUUGGCUUUUCGGAAAUUAUCUUACUCAAUGAAAAUGCAGGAAGCUUGUGCAUGAAAUUCAUUCGUCAAACACACACACACACACACACACACACACACACACACAAACCACACAGAGCAAGAAACCACAGGGCCUAUCGGUUUGUCGUCAUCGAGCAGACAAGAGCAGAACAGUGCGAAAAGUCUAGGCUGAGAGGAAAUGCACUUGAGAGAAGGGGGAACACGGCAGGGAGGAGAGAAAGAGGGCAGGAGUAGGAGAGAGCUGUAGGGCUGGGGUGCCGGCAUGGUGGGAGGAUGGAAGAAGUGGCAGUGAAACAGGGCUUCCUGUACCUUCUACAGCAGCAGACUUUUGGAAAGAAAUGGCGCCGUUUCGGGGCUACGCUGUAUGGAGAGUCAGACUGCGCCUUGGCCCGGCUGGAGCUCCAGGAGGCCUCGGAGAAGCCGCGGCGGGGAGAGGCCGCCAGGAAGGUGAUCCGCCUCAGUGACUGCCUACGCGUGACCGAGGCCGGCGGGGAGGCCAGCAGCCCCCGGGACACCAGCGCCUUCUUCCUGGAGACCAAGGAGCGUCCGUACCUGCUGGCGGCCCCUGCUGCGGAGCGCAGCGACUGGGUCCAGGCCAUCUGCCUCUUGGCCUUCUCCGGCCAGAGGAAGGAGCUGCCGGGGCCAGCGGGGAAGGGCAGCCGGCCCCGCAUGGAGGAAAAUGAACUGUACAGCAGCACGACCGCAGUAGCCCCCCGCAAGGAGUUUGCCGUGACCAUGAGACCCACAGAAGCCAGUGAGAGGUGCCGGCUCCGGGGAUCCUAUACCCUCCGGGCUGGAGAGAAUGCCCUGGAGCUGUGGAGUGGCCCUGAGCGGGGCACCCAGCUCUACGAGUGGCCCUACAGGUUCCUGAGGCGCUUUGGGCGGGACAAGGUCACCUUUUCCUUCGAGGCGGGCCGGCGCUGCGUCUCUGGAGAGGGCAACUUUGAGUUCGAAACCCGGCAAGGCAACGAGAUCUUCUUGGCCCUGGAAGAAGCCAUUUCUGCCCAGAAGAACAGUGCCCCUCCCGGGCCCCAAAGCCAGCCGGCCACAGCCCCUCCGGUGCUGCCCCGGCCAGAAAGCCCCUACUCCCGGCCCCACGACUCACUGCCACCUCUGUCACCCUCCACUCCAGUGUCCACCGCCCAGCCACGGGGCCCAGAGGGAGAAUAUGCAGUGCCCUUUGAUGCCGUGGCCCGCAACCUGGGGAAGAGCUUGCGGGGCAUCCUGGCGGUCCCUCCCCAGCCCCCGGCGGACCCUCUGUAUGACAGCAUCGAGGAGCACCCACCCCCACGACCUGACCACAUAUACGAUGAGCCUGAGGGAUUGGCUGCCCUGUCCCUGUAUGACAGCCCACAGGAGCCCCAGGGUGAGGCCUGGAGGAGACAGGCCGCAGCUGACAGGGACCCCAGCGGCAGCCAGCACGUCUACUCAGCAGGGCAGGACUUCUCUGCCUCUGGCUGGCCGCAGGGAACUGAAUAUGACAAUGUCAUACUUAAGAAAGGCCCAAAGUGAUGCCUAAAGUGGAGGAGGUAUGGAUCUUAUCAGAUGUGGGUGCUGAAGCCUGUGGGGGCUGAAGCCUGCCUGUCCCCACUGGGGUGGGGUCAGAGGCCUAUGAGAAGGAGCAAGGAGCGUGAUGGAGGCACCAGGCCUCCCUUCUAGUUUCUGCUGGUUAUUCCUCCUGGCUGCUGCAUUCCAGGAACUUCCCUCUGUUCCUUCCGGAACCCUGGGCUUGGCCUGCCGUAGUCUGGUCUGAGGACUUGUCCCUCCCAGGGCCUGCCGUAUGAGUCAUCAUCCUAACACAGGAAGAGUGCCUAAAAGAGACACACCCUCCUCCUACCCCUUUCUACUUCCUCUUCUUUCCCCAGCCUAAAGGAACCUUGGCAUUUAGGGCAGAGGACAGAAGAAUGUCAGCAGAUUGCCCUGGUUCCUUGGCUUAUGCACGCCUCCUGCCUCCUGGGGACAACCCUGGCUCCAGGCACCCAGGAGGAUGACUGUAACUUUCUGGAGGUUUUGGAUUUCUCUGUGGCAUUAAACAUUUCUGGAAUAUUUA